CUCGUUUUUCUGGAUUCCAGCCCCCGCACACCCCAGAUCCCACCCUCCUUUUUGCCGGCGGCGCUCCGUCCCCAGAUCCCACCCUCCUUCUUCUUCUUCUUGCCGGCGGCGCUCCGUCCUCAGAUCCCACCCUCCUUCUUGCCGGCGGCGCUCCAUCCCCGAAGGACCUGUUUCUACUCCGUUUCCUGGUCGCCGCUACUCGAUUCGUGGCGCAGGUGGAGGUAGCUCACUCAUGGCCAGGACCGCGAUGGGUCGCCGGCGGCGUCCGGACCGGAUCAGCGCCCUCUCCGACGAUCUCCUCCUUUUGGUCCUGCGCCGCCUCGACAUCCGGACGGCGGUCGGCACCACGGCGCUCUCCAGGCGCUGGGCUUGCCUCCGCGGCGAGCUCCCCAUCCUCGACUUGAGUGUCGACGCGAUGCUCCCGCCGCGCUACCACCGCUGGGUCCAGCUCCACGGCGUCGUCGGGAAAGGUGGUGGUUUCCAGUACGACCUGCGUCAAGUGUCAAGAGAGCUGAUGCCCAACAUCAGGAGGUACGAGCAUCGCGCCAUGCGCGCUUUGACCAGGUCCGUCCAGAGCUUCUUGGACGCUGGAACCGCCGGCCGCCGGAGGAGGAUCAGUAGGCUGAGGCUCGAGUUCUUCGUCACCCCACAAAGCACCGAAUGCAUGAAUCGGCUUAUAGUCGAGGCCAUGGAUGCUUGUGGGGUGGAUGACCUCCAAGUUGUUGCUAAGCCAAUUUUCUGGCGACGAGGCGCAGUCCACACCUUCGCCAGCCAUGGCCUCUGCAAGGAGUCCAGUGCGUCACGCCUGCAAAGCCUCAAGCUUGGUGGCUGCAUGAUCCCGCCGCUGCACGAGUACGGUGCGCUCACUAGGCUCGUCCUGCAGGACAUACCUAAAUCGACGCCCGUGGCAACCUACCAGGGGGUCUUCACCUCUUGCCAGCAGCUGCAGGUGCUGCAUCUCAUCUCCUGCCGGUGCAGCGGCGGGGUGAUAUUCGUGGACGCCCCCAUGUCAAAAAUCAAGGAGCUCGUUGUGGAUGACUGCAGAUUCACACAGUUACGUCUAAGGGCUCUGCCCAAUCUCGAGAGCCUAGCCUCCCUCUCCCUGGGACCUACGGUGUUCCUCGAGUCCGCCUCCUUCCCUUGUCUCAGAAAAUUUAACCUCACCUCAUGCCUCGGCGUGACAAUGCAAGGAUUUCGCGAAUACCUGAAGCGACACUGGAAGAUAGACCAUGAGUCGCUUCUCGAAAACAUGCCAGAAAUAUCGAGUCUGAUUGUCAGGAUCAGUGGACCUUACAGAUGGAUCGUGCCGUCCCCGUCGACGACGAUGUUGUUGCCUAACCUGAGGCGGUUGCUGGUCGCCGACGUGCCUUCGUCCUGGGACGUCUCAUGGCCCCGCCUCCUGCUUGAGACGGCGCCUUCCCUGGAGGUCCUCCACCUUCACAUUGCCGCCACUUGCACAGAAGAUGAGCCCAGUGACAACAUACGCUGGAAACCAACCACGCUUCUCCGUCACCAGCACCUGGAAGAGUUUGUGAUGGUUGGUUACGAGGGAACAGAGAGGCAGAUUUACCUUGUCAAGUUUGUAGUGGGAGUAUGCACAUUGUUGCGCCAGGUCUCCAUCUUCAAGAACGGGCAUGCUCGCAACAAGGGGCACUGGGACUGGGAGUUGGUGACGCAGCAACAUUCCUGGACUGACCAGGAGAAGGACAACACAGUGAAGCACAUCAUGGAUGGGGUUUCUCCUUUGUCACCUGCUGCUCCGGUUAAACUAGUUUUUGGCUGAGUUUUCUCAUGUUUGUGCUUGACCUGCAACCAUCUAGUUUUCUCCGGUGCAAGUUGCUUAUAGAAUGUUGUAUUUCAUAUUACUGCACAACUCCCUGAGAUAUUCGAUAGGACAACAUUAUCCAUGCAGAUUCUAGAGUGGAGCUUUGGUUCCUAUGAGAGUAAGAGCGUUUUAUUCAUUCUUUCUUUUAAAAUUGUUAUUCAGCGUAUGAUUGUAAUGGUGUGUUUUAUUUAUUCAACGUCUUUUGCA
Molecule: messenger RNA, 2032 nt
Organism: Triticum dicoccoides
Lineage: Eukaryota; Viridiplantae; Streptophyta; Magnoliopsida; Poales; Poaceae
Exons: 1
Coding region: 233-1783 (516 amino acids)
Molecular function (GO): protein binding
Source: RefSeq, a predicted model, not a curated record